GCCGCGGGCCCCCUGAGGGCCUUCGACGGCGCGGUGCUGUGGCUGUGCGUCUGGCACGUGGACGGCCUGGCGGAGGGGGACAAGGUGCCGAUCGGCCAAGCCAUGGUGCCCCUGGAGACCCUCGGCGUGGGCUUGGCGGAGGUGGACGGCUACUUCCACAUCUCUCCCCCGUCCGCGGGCUGCCGCCCCCACGCCGGCGACGCGCUGCGCGGCCAGAUCCGGGCCAGGGUGCGGCCGUGCGCCUCAGGUCUAAGUGCGGAGGCACCUGGUCAGCUCAGGUGGUCCAUGUCUGAGUCAAGCACCUCUGCGAUGUCGUGCGUGUACGACGGGCGUGUGGCGUUGCAGCAGACGAGCACGUGCACGCACUGCGAAGACGCAGAGGCGGGCGCCGCUGAGAGGGCUGCGACCAGCUACGCCGGCGACCUCGGCCUCGCGGGCGAGGCUGGCACCCCCGCGGACGCCGCCGCGAGGCCCCGCCCCAGCGGCCCAGAGACGGAGCCCGCGCUCGGCAGUGACGCAGAGCCUGGGUGCAUGGAGGCUGUGCUGGAGUCACACAAGCGCAGCAUGUCUGAGCUCGACGACCUGCACAAGCGGCUGCUGGCCACUCUCGCCGGCGACGGCGACGAGGCGCAGCCGGCGCCGGCGUGCCCCGAGCAGCAGGGUCCCGGCGCUGGGCGGGGGGCACCCGCCAGCGACGGUGUGCUGGCUGCCGAGGGCGGGCCGCGGGUCCCCGCGCCUCAGGAGGUUGAUCUGCUCAUGCUCGAGCUGCCGACGUGCCUGGCCGACCAGGGCGCUGACACGGCAAGCGUGCCACGGUCGGGUGUCUGCGAGGACCUGAUGCUGCUCAGCUUCGACGUGCCCUGCAGCGGUGAGGCGCGGCAGGCGCCCACGGAGCGCGGCGGCGACGCUGGCGGUGCAGGAGCUGGCCCGCCGCCGAGCCGCCGCUCUGGCGCUGGCCCGCUACCGUGGGCCAGCCCCUGGGCAGGGGCAGCAGGGCCGGUGCUCGGCCUCGCCGAGCCCGAUGAGGACGCCCCUUCGCCACGCGCGCUCGUUCAGCAGGGCGGCGCGCAGCGGCGCGCGGACCCGCCGCCGCCCAGGACGGGAGCCGGGCCGCUCCCGCCCGGCUGCUGCUUCGCCGAGGCGCUCCCGACCACUCCGCGCAGCUCGCUGGCUCCGCAGAGCGUGCAGGGGGCGUCCGUCAGCGGCAUGGGCGGCGCCUUGCAGCCCGCGAGCGGCAGCGCGGAGAGGAUCGCCGACAGCCCGAGCCCGCCAGUCACGCCCUCGCCAGCGCCCCCGCGGCCGGCGCUGCGCACGCCCCCCGCGGUGGCCGCCCGGCUGCCGCCCAGGGCCUCCGCCAGGCCGGGCCCGGCCGCCGUGGCGCUGCUGUCGGACACGGCCUGCCAGACGGAGGAGCACCUGGAGUACACCUCGAGCCUGAUCGGCAGUGCCGCGGGGCACAGCGGGCCUGCUCCAGGACGCGAUGCUGGCGAGUCUUCGGGGCCGAGGCUGCGGCGGACUUCCGCGCCGCAGAGCCCAGCGGGCAGCGCCAUCGCGCCCAUGCUGCGCAGGGCCGAUGCAGCGGAGCUGUUCGCUACGCCGCGCACGGACGUAGGCAGCGACCGCACAAGCGUCGCUACCACGUCCGUCCCUGUGGAGCUGCCGCGGUUCAAGGCCAAGUGGACCAGUCGCCUCGACGCGGAGACGCAGCGCAUCGCCCGGAUCAUGCGCGGCGGCAGGGCCCAUCACGAGAGCGACGGCACCUUAAGUAGCACUAGCGAGUAG
This is a messenger RNA of Prorocentrum cordatum, 1782 nucleotides long. The record is from the annotation of a GenBank genome assembly. NCBI's taxonomy places the organism in Eukaryota, Dinophyceae, Prorocentrales, Prorocentraceae.